Messenger RNA from Lates calcarifer (barramundi perch), 2079 nucleotides. Its product is annotated as zinc finger MYND domain-containing protein 15. The record is from RefSeq and is a predicted model, not a curated record. Gene Ontology annotation, biological process: negative regulation of DNA-templated transcription. The coding region runs from base 598 to 1455 and encodes 285 amino acids. The transcript is spliced from 10 exons. Gene Ontology annotation, molecular function: histone deacetylase binding. Lineage: Eukaryota; Metazoa; Chordata; Actinopteri; Centropomidae.
UUGUUCUUUUAGUAACUCCUUUUCUACUCUACGUGCUUUAUAAUGCCAUGGUGUUUUCAUAUCACUUCUCCUCUUUCCACUGUUUGUUAUCUUAUCUCAAUUCCUUCCUCUGCUUGUGCUCAGAAGGCCUGCUUUGUUACUGGAUGUUCUUUUUGUGCCCCCCUGUCUUUAAAUGCCUGUCUCUGUGUCCCUCCACAGCUCUCCAAUGUAAGGCAGUCUUUUAUUGUGAAAACAAGUGUUUCCCAACUGAUUCUGAGCACCAGCGCUGGUGUGCCAAACUGGCCGGUUACAUGGACAAUGGGGCUCAGCUGGCCGACCUGCCAUUCAGCUAUGCAGCAGAAGUCACAACAGAGAGCUUUAGUUUGGAAGACUUCCUGUGCAAAAAUAAACUGGUUGGCAGCUACUGGUUGCACUGGAGCCUACUGGUGCAUUCUUCCCAGCUUCAGAUCACCCAUUCAAAUGCCUACCACAGCUGGCUUGAAGAUCACAGCAAUGCCUAUGAGCCUCUGAAACAGGAAGCAGACGUGUUGAUGUUUGGCCCAGACCCCCUCAACCCUCCUCACCUCAAAAACCCACUCAUGUCAUGGCAUCAGUACUAUGAAUGGAGAGGUCUCCAGUCUGUCCUCUGUAGUGGCUCCUGUACUAAGUUCUGCUCUCUCCGUCUACUACAUCAUCACUUCACUGGUCCCAAAGCACUUUCCUGACCUGAAUCUCCUGAAGAAACAGACUCUGAGGAUUCACAUCCUUGAGUCCUAUAGGGAGUUCCACACCAUGUUGACCUUCUGGGAACUAUCAGUGCUACUACCUCAUGUGACCUUUGAACUGGUGUUCAUUGGUGGACAUCUUCCCGGUUGGGGUGACAAAGUUCUUCAUCAUUUCUUCAUACAGAAAAUUAACGGCAGUGUGAGUAUCACUGACUCCAGCUUGAUCCCAGAUGAGGAAGCUGACAAGAGGAUCAUCCGAGUCACAGUUCACCGCUGCACCUACCACACACUGCAGGGGCCUGUACCUGACCUGGUCGUCGGUUUCAAGCCUGCUUUCCUGCGCAACGACUCUUGGUUCAGCACUCUUCCAAAACUCCAGACUCUGAGGGUUCCAGCCUUCUUCUGUGAGAUCAGUGAACUGAGAUGUGAGAGCAGUGAGGAAGUGAUGAACAAGGCCACAGGGGGCACUGUCUCCCCACCAACGAUCAAUCCCUUCCACUGCCCACUGCGCAUCAACGGAGGAGACAACAGGCUGCCACGGUAUUCCAAUGGCUUCAUCUUCCACCUCAUAUACAAGCCUUUAGCAAACGUUCAGCACCCGCAGACUGUCACUAACUCCACUAUACAGUCUGACCAUACACCAUCUCCUGUAGAGUCACCACACCUGACUUUCUGGGAGAGGAGGGCAGCUGCCCAGCACUGUCGACACAGCCAGGCAAAGAUAAAGAGAAAAAAAAAGUUCUGCCGUUAAGAAAUAAAAAACUGAGAGCAGGAGGUUCACUGUUUUUAUUGCUGGAGGACAUAAAUAUUUAAAGGCAGUAGUUUCUCCUCUGCAAAACAUGACCAGUCAAGUGACUGACUCGCUGCAUAUUUGUUGGGGCUAUGACAAGUAUUUGUCUUGUUUACACAUGAAAACUAACUCAAAGCUCCUGCACUUCAAAGAAAGAGCUUUUCACAAUCAUGUGAGAAGGUCAGAGUUCCGAAGACAGAAGCAGCUCUGAAAAGAGUACAGAAACACCAGAGGAUCUGAACAGGGAGCCCCAAUGCUCACAGAGGCUCCUGGAGAGAAUAUCAGGAGUCCUUGAGUGUCACUGAGGGUGUGUUAUUCACUAGUCAAAUAAAAAUACUGACAAGUAUUGUUAGAAUGUCCUAACAAUGUUCUACUGAGUGUAAUGUUCAAGAGAGUCCUGUGCCAAAUGUCUGUCUGUGGGUCUGUAAAUGUAAAUCUAUCCAGCCACUUACGUCCAUUAUGUCAUAAUAAGCAGCUAUGGCCUGGCUCCACAUCCAUUAAAUCAUUACUGCCUGUCAGUCACUAAUUAAAAAGGCAUGUUGUAGCUCUCUCCCAGUCUGCUGUGCACUGAAGUAUGGUCUGCUU